Messenger RNA from Emys orbicularis (European pond turtle), 1881 nucleotides. It is a transcript of the gene TMEM43, whose product is annotated as transmembrane protein 43. The transcript has 13 exons. Gene Ontology annotation, biological process: nuclear membrane organization; lipid metabolic process. The coding region runs from base 36 to 1241 and encodes 401 amino acids. The record is from RefSeq and is a predicted model, not a curated record. NCBI's taxonomy places the organism in Eukaryota, Metazoa, Chordata, Testudines, Emydidae. Gene Ontology annotation, cellular component: nuclear inner membrane; nuclear envelope.
GCCCGGGCUUAAGCCGCGCCCGGCUGAGGCUGAAGAUGUCCGGGCAUUUCUCUGACACAAGCAGCAAGAAAGAAAAUGUUAAAAUCACAAGUGAGCCCAAGCCAGGGUUUCUGGAGAGACUCAGUGACACUGCUGGAGGGAUGCUAAUUGGACUUGCGGCAUUUUCUCUCUCUUUCUACCUUCUUUUUACCAAUGAGGGACGAGCUUUGAAGACAGCCACUUCCCUUGAUGAGGGGCUUUCUCUCGUGGUCCCUCUUGACAAUAUUCACAGCGUGUUUCAACAGAAUGAGGGAAAACUAGUGCACUUGUCAGGUGCCCUUAGAACAUCAAAGCCUUUGUUUGAUCCCAGCUAUGGGCUCUCCAUCCAGGCUGUCAAACUGAAACGUCAGGUUGAAAUGUAUCAAUGGGUAGAAUAUGAAGACUCCAAAGAAUAUGAGGAGAAUGGCGAAGUUAAGAAAGAAACAAGAUAUUCUUAUACGGACACUGAAUGGAAAUCAGAAGUUGUGAACAGCAGAAACUUUGAUCGAGAGAUUGGCCAUAAAAACCCCAGUGCCAUGGCUGUGGUAUCUUUCACUGCAAUUGCUCCUGACGUCCAGGUGGGCAGUUUCUUUCUUUCAAAAGGUCUUGUUGAGAAAAUUGACAGUUUUAAGCAGAUGAGCCUGUCGAAAUUGGAGGAUCCGCAUGCUGACAUUACUCGAAGAGGAGAUUACUUUUAUCACAGCGAGAAUCCCGGGCGUCCAGAAGUGGGAGACCUUCGUGUUUCAUUCUUCUAUGCGGGUCUGAGUGGAGACAAGUCCCACCGGGGCCCAGCAGAUGUGGUGACCGUGAUUGCUCGUCAGCGAGGGGACCAGUUGGUUUCGUACCAAACCAAGUCUGGAGACAUUCUGCAGAUUCUUUAUCCUGGCGAUCUCUCUGCUGAGGAGGUGUUUCAAAAAGAGCAUGAAAGUAACACCAUGAAGACCUGGGGUCUCCGUGCAGCUGGCUGGCUGGCGAUGUUUGUAGGCAUCAACCUUAUGACCAGAAUCCUUUACACUUUGGUGGAUUGGUUUCCUGUUGUUCGAGAUCUGGUUAAUAUUGGACUUAAAGCUUUUGCUUUUUGUAUAGCCACCUCACUCUCCCUGCUAACUAUUUCUGUGGGGUGGCUCUUCUACCGCCCACUAUGGGCUCUACUGAUUGGGUUGCUGUCUGCCGUUCCUAUUGUGAUUGCAAAAUCCCGGGUUCCACCAAAGAAGCAUCAGUGAAGAUGGAAGAAUUCCUUUUUUUCCCUUGCACUUGGAUCCUGUUUUUUUAAUCCUUUGAAGCCCAGUGCAUUUAUCAUGUUUCAAGCUAUUACAACAUGCUUAAGGCACAUUACAGUUCAGAAUCUUGACUCCCUGCACCAGAGAGUCCAGUAGAAGACCAAGAUGCAGUUUUUUUUAUGCUUAUUAUACAUCCAUGAGAAAAUGUAACUGUAGAAGCUGCAGUUUGGAGUGGGUGAUAUUCUGUGUAUUUAGAGGAGGAAACAGCAUUUGUUACUUAAUUAUUUGCCAAUCCUUACUUGUUAAAAGAACAAUGGUGUGUGCUAUUUACACGGAAAUAGGGACAGAUUUAAUUAAGCAAUCCAUGAUGUGCAAUCUCUAGCAGAUUUUGUGUGCCUGCCUCAUUUAACUAUUCCCUCUAUUUUCUUAUGUACACAGAGAAAUAUACUUACGUUGACAAUGUUUUGAAAUGCGUGUUCAUAGACAAAAUGCUGCUUGCAUCUGAGUGAAAGCUGUGUUAUGUAUUUAAUUUGUUUUCAGUAGUUAGAAAGCCAUGUAUAAUGUGUAAGGUUUUCAAAAGUAAUUAGUGAUUUUGGCUGCUCAGGCCCCUUUAAAACAUAACAAGUCGAUUUUCAGAAAGCCU